AUGAUCUUCACUAUUGUCAUAGCCGGCGGAAAAGCGGGAAAGGAUUCGGGAAAAGCUAAGGCAAAGGCUGUCAGUAGGUCUGCCAGGGCUGGACUACAGUUCCCAGUGGGCCGUAUCCACCGUCACCUCAAGAACCGGACCACAUCUCACGGACGCGUUGGAGCGACGGCUGCCGUCUACUCGGCCGCUAUCCUCGAGUAUCUCACGGCUGAGGUGUUGGAAUUGGCGGGCAAUGCGAGCAAAGACCUGAAGGUGAAGCGCAUUACCCCCCGUCACCUGCAACUCGCCAUUCGUGGUGAUGAGGAACUGGAUUCGCUCAUCAAAGCCACCAUUGCUGGCGGAGGUGUGAUCCCUCACAUCCAUAAGUCGCUGAUCGGCAAGAAGGGCGCCACCGGACAGAAGCCUACAUAAAGACCUGACUGUCCAGCGAUUGUCUCAUUCGUUGCUCUAAACUAAUAUCAUUUAAUCAAAUGAAGCAUUUCUUUCAUUUCUUAACUUUUAUUACAUUUAUUAUUAAUAAUUAAAAGCAUUUUUAAUCCCAAAUACACUUAACAUAUAGAAAGCAAUUCAUGACUUUUUGUGCACUAAACUCAUUACAAAUACCU
This is a messenger RNA of Oppiella nova, 605 nucleotides long. NCBI's taxonomy places the organism in Eukaryota, Metazoa, Arthropoda, Arachnida, Sarcoptiformes, Oppiidae. The record is from the annotation of a GenBank genome assembly.